This is a messenger RNA of Aspergillus alliaceus, 1512 nucleotides long. Its product is annotated as exosome non-catalytic core subunit CSL4. Lineage: Eukaryota; Fungi; Ascomycota; Eurotiomycetes; Eurotiales; Aspergillaceae. The transcript has a single exon. Gene Ontology annotation, cellular component: cytoplasm; nuclear exosome (RNase complex). The coding region runs from base 155 to 931 and encodes 258 amino acids. The record is from RefSeq and is a predicted model, not a curated record. Gene Ontology annotation, biological process: RNA processing. Gene Ontology annotation, molecular function: RNA binding.
AGGGUCCGUGCUAACCUAAGAAGGCGGUGAGAAAAGCUAGCAAGUGGACCGGGAAAGCUUUUCUCCAACGCCGACAAGUUUUCGCUUGCGUCCCUCAACAGAUCGAGGCUUCAGUUUUACAUCAACAUCUCUCUUCUUUCCCCUCCGUCCUGCCAUGGCAAGCACACUCCCAGCUCUGGCCAUUCCAGGCCAACGUCUGGGCCCAGUGACCUCCUACUCCGCCGGCCCAGGCACCCACGUACAGCAAUACAAUGUCUACGCCUCCAUCGCCGGCCCAGUCGUCGUCGAUCCGGCGCAACCAGGUUCGAACGGCAAGGCCACUCUAAGCGUCUCUCGUUCCCCCAGGGCCCCUGGAACAGGCAAUGCCGCGAAGCCCGUAACCACGCCCGUCGGUGCCAAGCCCUCAGCAACUUCCACAUCUACCCCCAAACCCAAACCGAAAUACAACACACUCCCCGCAGUUGACUCGGUGGUGCUGGCGCGCGUGACACGGGUCCAGAAACGCCAGGCUACGGUCUCCAUUCUCGUUGUCCUGGAUGAAUCAGCCAACACACAGGGCGUCAAUCCAUCGCAGACGACGUCAGAUAACGACAAUAUCGAGGCGAUUCUCUCCUCCGCCGCCAAUCCAGAGAACCACAGCAGUUCCGAUGAACUGCGGUUCCAGGCUUUGAUCCGGAAGGAGGAUGUGCGUGCUGUUGAGAAGGACCGCGUCGUUAUGGACGAGAUGUUCCGCGUUGGUGAUAUUGUCCGUGGCACGAUCAUUUCUCUCGGUGACCAGAGCUUCUACUAUUUGACGACUGCGCGCAAUGAUCUGGGUGUCGUCAUGGCUCGUAGCGAGGCGGGUAAUAUGAUGUUCCCGGUUAGCUGGAAGGAGAUGCGAGAUUCUGUCUCCGGCCAAACGGAGUUGCGGAAGGUGGCGAGACCUUUUUGAUGGGCUGAAUUCUUGUUCGAGGGUUGUCGGUUUGUGGACUGAUGGUUUUUGCCCCUACUUUUUACAAUCAUAAGACUGAGAAAGGCUCUUAUGCGAUGCCUUGUUUCUUGGUACUUCUGGGACGAACUCGCGUGCUGGCGCGGACGGCUGGAGAGAUCCGUUGGUCCCUUGUUCCAGAAGGAAUUCACGGCGUCCGGCUCGGAGCCGUUUUGUUUUGGACAGACGCUAUGCGACUGGAGUUGAGAAGCUCUAGGUCCUUCGCGGGGAGAAGAUGCCCCCUUGCAUACUACAGCUGUACAUAUCGGAAGUCCUGGUGCGCCAGUGCUUCAUGCGCUUCACAUCUAAUGAUGUGUGAUGAGUUACGAACAAGCUAAUUUAAGAGAAUACAAUCACUCUUCCAAAAGUUCUAGACAGUUUUCACGGACUUACCCGAACACACCUCCAUAGUAUACAUGGUUCUGGCUUUCCAUGCUGAACUGUGUUUGUCAACGGAGGAAGAUUAAUGGUAUCUCGCGUGGGGAAAUACUCAUCUUCACGACCCUCUUUCUGACCUCUCCAUAUCUAUAUUCCAUAGAUUUGAA